AUGUAUUUAUUUGGUGACAUUAGUACAUACCUUCUUUAUGUGACCAUAUGUUUUGCAGGAUGUCAGGCAGGCCCAUUAACUCCGCGCGAAGUCGCACCACAUCAAGGAGACGAGGACAUCACGACGCUGUAGAUCUUGCACAUGAUGUUACCCCAAUAAUGAACGCGAGGCAUACUCAAUCUAUUAGUCCACAGGGUUCUGUUCAUGUAGCAGCCGCAUCCUUUAGCCAGAAGCAAAAGGGAAGAGGUCCAAACAAACUGAAAAAGGCUGCAAGAAGACCAUAUGAGAGACCAUUUAUACAAAUUUCGCAUAAAGGAACAUUCUUGGAUGUUGAAGUCCCUAGAUUGAUUACGACCCUAUGGAAAAGGGUUUAUGAUGGUGAUUACUUCACGUAUGAGUUGUUCCCAGAACACAAAAAGGUGCAAGUGUGGGAGUUGUUUAAGACACAUUAUCAAUGGGCUAUAGAGGAUGAGGAUGCGGUCCGAAAGGCGUUCUUAAGAUCAAUGAAGAAAGGAUGGGACGAUAAUAUGAAGGAUGAGUGGGAUAAGUGGCAUACAAAUGGUGAGUAUAGGUCGGUAUGGGUGCUCGAGCACCUAUGGCCUAUAUUAUGCACUUAUUGGGAUUCUGAUGAGUUUCACAUUCUUAGCGAGAGGGGAAGAAAAACCGAGCAUCUGGGGAGCGAGUUUCACACACUACAUGAUCAGAUACGUAUGUCAGUGAGUGCUCUGCUAUUUAUGGCUCGGACUCAGCAUCAUGGCCACCAUGAGACAAUGACCUUUGGGCAGUUGCUGUUGGUGUAUGCCAUAACAAUUUCAUGCCGGGAAUUGGUUCAUAGUGCGUAUGGGAUGCGCCCGCCUAGAGCUACCCCAUCGUUGCCUCACACCAAGCAAGCAUUUCCUCCUGUAGGGACAUCAUUCCCUACUGUUGGGCCAUCGUUUCAUGCUAAUGGGCCAUCAUUUCCUCAUGCAAUGCCAAUGCAACUCCCGAUAGAACCUGCAUUCCCAAUGGGCCAAAUGGGGAAACAGUCAGAAGCUCCAAAUACAUCUUCACCCAAUCCCCCGCAAGAUGAGUUUGGUUAUCAGCCGAGAUUUGAUGCAGAUUACCAGGGUCCUUUUGGGCCCGAAUGAUCAGUGUGCAUGAGGUUGCGAACUCAAAACAUGGCAUGUUCUUGCUACUUGAGGAAAAUACUUUUAUUUUUUGGAUGGACGAUUUGAACUUGUUA
Rubroshorea leprosula is the source of this 1222-nucleotide messenger RNA. NCBI's taxonomy places the organism in Eukaryota, Viridiplantae, Streptophyta, Magnoliopsida, Malvales, Dipterocarpaceae. The record is from the annotation of a GenBank genome assembly.